Molecule: messenger RNA, 2387 nt
Organism: Orussus abietinus
Lineage: Eukaryota; Metazoa; Arthropoda; Insecta; Hymenoptera; Orussidae
Product: protein TAPT1 homolog
Exons: 7
Coding region: 278-1918 (546 amino acids)
Biological process (GO): maintenance of protein localization in endoplasmic reticulum; positive regulation of cilium assembly
Cellular component (GO): ciliary basal body; endoplasmic reticulum membrane
Source: RefSeq, a predicted model, not a curated record
CCAACUCGGAGAGAAGUUGUGAGCAGAGAUGAGUUAGUUCCCUAAGUUGGACCGCAAUCAGCCGCAAUUCAGAUCGCGCGACCCUGCCCGUGAGCGAUCUCCCGACUCGUCUCUGUUCUCGAGUCCUUCGUGGGAUGGAAAGGAGAACCACCUCGGGCCUCGCCUAGGAGAGAGGGAAGGACCCGGACGAGUGUUUGCAUGGAGCCCAAACAGCUGUUGGAUUUGAGGUUAUGAGAGGCGCUUCGCUGUUCCGAAAAGAAAUUCCAAAGCUCUCACGAUGAGCAACGAGGACGACAGACUCGACGGCGGUCACUUUGACAAAAGACACAUUCGAUUUCGCGGCACCGGCAAGUCUCCAAAGCACCAUGGAAGUCGGGUCGAAGAUGUCGAUCCUCAACAAGGCCAUUCCAAGCCUUUGGAAAAAGAAAUCUCAGCAAAUAAACGUGACAUCAACAACGGGAUUUCCUUGAGUCAAUUUCUCUGGACGGAAUUGACUCGAGGUUAUCAGUUGGAGCACGACGAGGAACGAUAUUCCGCGAGGAGGGAAAAGAUCUACUCGUUUAUGAAAAUCCCCAGAGAAGUAGAAAAGUUCAUGGCAUAUGGAUUUUUCCAAUGUGCCGAUUCUUUUCUGUUCGUCUAUACUUUUCUGCCCCUGAGGUUUCUUUUGGCUCUUUGGGCAGUUAUUACAAGACCUCUUAAACAUUGCUUCAGAGGUAAAAAAUUGCGUGGUAAGAAGGGCGAACGAAUUUUAAGACCUGCAGAAGUAUGCGACCUCUUGAAAGGAGUGGUCGUAAUCGGAUGCUGGGCAGCUACGUUGAAAGUCGAUACAUCCAUGAUGUAUCACUUAGUGAAAAGUCAAUCGAUCAUAAAAUUGUAUAUAUUCUACAACAUGCUAGAAGUCGGAGACCGACUAUUUAGUGCCUUUGGACAAGAUACGAUCGAUGCGUUGUUAUGGACUGCUACGGAACCACGAACACGUUCUCAGUCCAGUCAUUCGCAACAUCUUGGCACUCUACCGCAUUUGUUGUUUGCACUGGCAUAUGUCCUGUUGCACAGUAUCCUAGUGCUGUUUCAAGCAACUACAUUGAACGUAGCGAUAAAUAGCAGUAACAAAGCUCUUCUCACCAUAAUGAUGUCAAACAAUUUUGUCGAAUUGAAAGGUUCCGUCUUCAAGAAGUUCGACAAAAACAAUUUGUUCCAAUUGUCGUGCAACGACGUCCGGGAACGAUUUCAUCUCAUGAUGUUACUUCUCGCCGUCAGCUUGCAAACAAUGAAGGAAUACGCCUGGCGUGCAGAUCGGCUUGCAGUUCUCUUACCAGACUGCAUAUUUCUAUUGUUAGCAGAAGUUCUCGUUGACUGGGUGAAGCAUGCCUUCAUCACUCGCUUCAACGAGUUGAGCUCCACGGUAUACAGAGAUUAUACGGUAAGUCUGGCGUACGACAUGGCCCAGACAAGGCAGGAAACCGCAUUUUCGGAUCCUUCCGACCUGGUGGCACGUCGAAUGGGCUUUAUACCUCUUCCUCUGGGCGUGGCCAUGGGUCGCGUUUUAUGCGCAACGCUCUCUCCGUCCGCAAAACCUGCGAAUUUAAUACUCUUAGUCCUGGCGUACCUCAUACUUCUUUCCCUCCGUAUUUUGAUCAGUCUAGUUAUCCUCGGACGCGCGUGCGAUUUGUUGGGCUCGCACGUGCACUCGCAGGAUAACAAGGACUCGUCGAAUCGGAACCGUGAAAAGGAGAAUAACGAUGCGGAUGCUAACAAACCUGGCCCCAGUAUGGCAAUAUUCUCUAACAGUGCUGUUAGUCUUAACAACAUUUGCCCGAACGAGCCUCUCUUCGACCCCGACGGAUUCGAGGGAAACGCCGCGGGCGUCUCGAAAAAAUUCAUUCGAGCCGGCAGUGAACCUAAUCUUCCACAAUGACGAAUGUCCUUAGCGUAACUGUAUAAUAUAGAAGAUUUUUUUUAUCUAUAAACUGUACAUAUUGAUACGAGUGGUGCGAUGUGUAUAUAUGUGAUAGGGUGCAAGCUAAGUGGUAACUUCAUGUUCCGAUGUAAGAUAACAAUAAACGGAUAACGGGUCGGUAAACGAUUGCGGAAGUAUUAAUCGUCAUUAACCGGUUAACUUGUAUCUCUAUCGUGGCACUUUUCCUUAACUCCGACUAAACCGUGCAUGGUGAUCCGACGUCUCCGGAGAUAUAUCCACUUGUACCGCGACCGUUACGUAACGAGAAUUCAACUUCUAAUUGCGAUUGAUCGUAGGCUCGCUUCCGCUCCGAAGGGUUCCGACAGGAACCGCUUCGUUUACGGAUCGUCUAGUCAAGGGAAUAUAUGUACGAUGCACCCACGAAAUACAAGAAUAACCGCUCCGUGAAAUAAAUUGUGUAAGCGUA